Effrenium voratum is the source of this 1318-nucleotide messenger RNA. Lineage: Eukaryota; Dinophyceae; Suessiales; Symbiodiniaceae. The record is from the annotation of a GenBank genome assembly.
GAAGUAAUUAACGUAGACCCCGCCGGCUGACAACUGGCUGGGUGGGCGACGCCUGGUGUUUGGCCGGGACAUGCGCCGCGGCAAAGGCGCUGCAUGGAGCAGAGUGAGCUCAGACAGAGGCUUGUGGACACGUUGCCGGAGCUGAAGAAAGUGGUGGCCGGCGGGGUUGCUGGUUGUGUGUCCAAGACGGCCGUGGCGCCGCUGAGCCGCGUGACCGUGCUCAUGCAGGUCCAGUCAAUGCGGCCCCACAAGUUUUCGGACGGCAAAAACCCGAACAACCAGUAUCUUUGGGCUAGCUUGAGGAAGAUCUACCUUGAGGAAGGCAUCGCCGGCUUUUGGCGAGGGAAUGCUGCAACCUGCCUGCACCGCUUUCCCUACACCUCAUUCACCUUCUACGCCAACGCUGCAGCACGAGAAGCCUUGGAGCGCCACGGGGGUUUGCCGGAGAAGGAAAUCAGGGCCGGCAAUCAGCUCGUGGACCAGUUCCAGCCCCUCUACUUUGCCGUCGCCUUCUGCUUCUGCUUCCCCGCGGGACCGCGGGCCCAGACGUCCGGAACGGCGCCGCAGCAGGCACGAGAGAGCCAGCACUUGCUCGCCGGCGGCGCAGCGGCCAUGGCGGCAGUGUGCACGUUUCACCCGUUGGACGUCAUCAAGACUCGGCUCAUGGCCCAGACGCGUCGGGAGUACUAUUCCGGGGUCCCCGACGCCGCGCGCAAGAUCUGCCGCGACGAGGGUGCAAGAGGCCUCUAUCGGGGCAUCGGGGUGUCCCUUUGCAGCACGACACCCUCCAUUGCCAUCAACUUUACAGCUUUCGAGGAGUUCAAGAGCCUCUUCAGCAAGCUCGGGCUUGAGCCUGGCGUGGCUCUCAGCCUUUGCUCUGGCGCCUGCGCAGGCAGCUUCGCCUCCAUCGUCAUGUUUCCAUUGGAUUUGGUGCGGCGGCAGAUGCAAAUGGUGGGUGUUGGUGGCCGACCUCUCGUUUACGCUAACGUACGACAGGCGAUCCGCAGCGUUUUUAUCACCGGCGUGCGACGGCGCAGAGGCUGUCCUCUUUGGUGGCUUCUUGGCCCUUGCCAUCAUGUUCUCUACGCAGAACCAGCUGAUCAGCAGGAAAUGGUUCGGGGAGGAGCUCUUGUUCCCGGACUGAUGCCUUGAGCGGAGGCUUUCGCGCAGCACGCUCUGCAGCACGGCGCUGCUGCAGCUUGGCGUCAUCCCACGAACUGGGACAGCAGGCCGUUCGUGCCCCUUCCCGCGUGGCUAGAGCCACGAGUGACAGAAGUGAAGCGGCACGCGCUACAACGCGUUCCAUGCCCCUUCUCCG